This is a messenger RNA of Vespula vulgaris, 4878 nucleotides long. Its product is annotated as coiled-coil domain-containing protein 170. The transcript is spliced from 14 exons. Bases 439 to 2799 code for a protein of 786 amino acids. Lineage: Eukaryota; Metazoa; Arthropoda; Insecta; Hymenoptera; Vespidae. The record is from RefSeq and is a predicted model, not a curated record.
CAAAGAGAAGAGAAACGAAAAUAAUAUUUCCGAAGAAGUAAAAAAGAAAGUAUAAAGUUCAAAAUUUGAGGGCAAUCGAUAGAUUUCGAUCGGCCCACCAACUACGUCUACACCACGGAUAAGAGUACAAACAAAGUAGGGUCACUCUCGCUCUUGCAGGUUCGAUUGUUGGUGCUGGCAGGUUUUCUAGUCGUCAACGGCAAUAGACGGCGGCGUUCUCUCUGGAAAGGCGAAAGUGCGAGUAGGAAGAAGUAAAAGACGAAGAAGAAGAAGAAGACGAAGAAGGAGACGAAGAAGACGAAGAAGGCGAAGAAGACGAAGAAGACGAAGAAGAAAAGUCGUCGAAAGUCGGCGAGGACGAAGGAGAAUGCUCCUCGUCGGCCGAGGUCGAAACGAUCGCCGUGAGCGAUAGUCGUUGCGAGUAGAGACGCGAGAAGGAUGGCCGAUCGUGACGAAGAGGAGGGAGAGGAGGAAGGGGAGAAGGAGGAGAACAAGAUGGUGAUGAGGAGACACGAGAGGAAGGAGAGGAAAGAGAAAAAGGAGCCAAAGGAGACCGACGAGUUUACCGACGAGAAUCUCAGGAUAUUCGAGACUCUUUGCAUCUCGUCCCCUCGCAAGUUGGACACAGGGGAUGCGAUGACUCACGACUUGACGACGACAUUGAGGAGCGAGCUGGCAGCUCUCGAAUACAAGCGAGACAGGCUGAUGUUCGAGCUGCAGGAGAUGAAGAACACCGUCAGAUCAAGGGACCAAAGGGUCGUAGAACUUCAGGUGGAAGCCGAUCAGUUAAGAGAACAAGCUGCCAGACAGAAUUCUAUCGUUUCCAGUCUCAAGAAACGCAUACAGGAAUUGGAAGAGCGAGAGAGAAAUCUUUACGCGAAUCAAGGAAGGAACGAGAUCACGAUACAAGGUCUACAACGAGAUGUCAAGUAUCACGAAGAGAAGGUCAGGGAAUGCGAGAAGAAGAUUCGACAGCUUGAACAUAAUUUAUCCGAGGAGAUACAGUUAAAAGAACGAGCGAGAUUAAAUCUUCAGGAUUUUGUGCGGCGACUGGCACAUGCACUGAACGUCGAGUACUGUGAAACAGCGCACCAUAGUCCGGAAGUCGUUAUCCACAAAGCGGAAGAAUUGGUGCAAGAAGUGAAUCGGUUGCGGAACAGGGGCACUACAAUCGAAACACAACUUAGCGGUAUCGAGAAUGAUUUUCGAAGUUGCAGAGACUCGCUAGAUCGCAUUACCACAGAAAAAGAACAACUCCAGAGGCAAGUGUCUACACAACUGGUCGAUUUGGAACGCUUACGGCAGGAGAAAGAAUGUCUAGAAAUGCAACAUAGAGUAGCCGAAAGAGAGAUGAACGAUUUGAGAGAUAAAUUAGUGAAUGCGAACAGAAGUAUAACGAGUGCUACAGGAAACAUAUCUAAUCAGGAAGCGCUGAUCUGCCAAUUACGAGACGAUUUGAAGAAUCGCGAGGAAAAGGAACAACGUUUGCAAACGGAACUAAGACAUUUGUUGGAAUCUUUAGCGAUUCUCUUGAGUACACCGAGUAGAUUCGUGGAGUCUCACGAAAAUGCGAUAAAGGAUCGGAUUAGAGAGAUCCUUGCAGAGAGCAAAGAUCAAGCAUUGAAAAUUCAAAACCUACGAGAGAAAGUGAACGCUGCCACGGAAUCUGCCAAUCGUCAAAGCGAAAUGCUUGAAACGAGUAUGAUGAAGAUGCGACAUUUGGAAGAGGAACGAUCGAGUCUCGAAGCGAAGAUACACAAAUUGGAGGCCGAAUUGACCAGCUGUGAACUAACCAAAGAGUCCUUGCGUAGGGACAAACAAACGUUUACGACGUUUCUCGAACGACUGGGAAAAGCUAUGCAAAUCGAGGAAAUUUCGGAGGACAUAGGGAUCGAACUACAAACUGAAUCCUUGCUUGUACGGGCGGAACAACUCGCCAGAUUAGAAACGGACAAAUUAGUGGACAAGACGUCUGUGGUUUAUCAAUUGCAACGACGCGUGAGAACUCUGCGGGAGCAAUUGCAAAGGCGAGAUCUUCACUUAGAUCUCCUGCGUAGAAAACUGUCUCUUCAGGAGGACAGCGUGAGAAUAAAGACGUUGUUGCAGAGCGAAAGGGACGAGGCGAAUCUCCGUGCGAAAAAGUUAACGAAGCAGGUCGAACGAUUGCAAUCACAAUUCUCGGAAGAAAAAUCGCGAAAUCGAGAGUUGAGUGCUCAAUUAACAGAAGCCGCUGAUUACAAGAUAGCGGCGUUAGAAAGGAGUAGGAAGAUAGAAGAGCUCCAGAAACGUCUCGUAGAAAGCGAGAUGUUGAGAACGCGUUAUACCAGAAAGCUGUCCAUGUUGAAAGAGCAAAUGAGAACGACGUCUGAGACGGCUGAGCAAGAAAGAUCUAUCAACGAUCAUUCUUUGCAGCUUCUUAGAGAUGAGUUGGCGCAAGUGAAGCAAAAUCUCACAGAGGUUACUAGAAGAGAAUCUCAGUUGCAGAGCUUCCGCGUCUCCAUAGUGAAAUUAUUGUCAGAGCCAAUCUGCACUCCCGAUUACGAGAUCAUUACGCGACUGCAGAAAAUGGUGGCAGCCCAUCGUGACUUCACCAUGCUCUCCCGUAGAUACGACGAACCGCUGGAAGCGAGUCCCUCAAGGUGCACAAGCAUUCAUCCGAUUCACUCGGUUCAUCCACCAAGGUCACCUGGCUCUCGAUGUACGCGUUACGAAGACAGCGGAUUUGCAGAUCCACCAGAUUUGCACGACAUCGAGGAGGAUUUUAACAAGAGACCCGUAAGGAGCAGCCUACUUCCGUGACGUCGGCCAAGAUUCAACGUUUGAACGGUUGUUCGCUUGAAUCAACGACGACAGCGUCUGAUCGCUGAUCUCCGUUUCUUAUUAGAUUUAUAUGCGGACGAAACGAUGCGUAAAGCGAACCGUUUACUUCGUCUAAACGGACGACUUCUACGGUCGCUUUCCUACAACUUGAAAGAACAUUUUUCUUGCACAUGAACAAAGUUACUCCACCACAUUCAUUGAAACGGUUCAUCUUUCGUGAUAACAAAUACCCAAUACGUUAGGAUAAAGUGUAAGUCAAAGAUCCAAUCUAAAAACAUAAAGUUGUAAAUUUUAACAAAUGAAAAUAAUUAAACGUUUAUACAUGUAUAUUAUUGUAUAUUUGUGGACAAAUGAUCAAAUCUAUGGCUGAUCAAUCUAUGGUGAUGAUGAUGAUGAUGAUGAUGAUGAUGAUGAUGACGAUGGUUAUUAUUGUUAUUAUUAUCUUUAUUCUCAUUAUUAUUAGAAAUAAUUUUGUAAACAAAAUUUUUAUAUGAGAAAUGAACCUUCAUUAUUUUUCUUUCCAAAAAUGUAAUGCAGUAUUUCGUAAUCACUUUUCCUACAGUUAUUAACGCGAAAGAUAAUCGAAUAAUAUGACUACGAGUAAUGAAAAAAAAUGUUAUUCGAUUAAAAUGUAGAAAUUGUUGUUCGAGGUUGAUCGAGAUAAUAUUCCGAGUAAUUAUUACUUAUAUAAGUUGAUGACUAAGCGAUCAUAAAUCGAUAUCAUUUCUUGGUUCAGCAACAUCAGAAGUCCAAGCAUUGACCGUGAUCGAAAUCGUUUUUACGAUCUGUAACGAUCAUUUGAUAUUAAACGAUUUUGUUGUAGCUUUCUAACAUUUUUUCUAUAAUAAUAAUUUUUUUUUAUAUAAUUAAUAAUCAACCUCUAUAGUUAAUUUGACAGUUUAAAAGAAAGCAUAUUUUUUAUUUUACAAAAAUUGCUACUGUUCCAAAUCUAUUCGAUCUUAUAUUAAUAUGAAAUAAAGGAAUAAGUUGUAAAACCCGUUUUCAAGUUACUUGCAUCGUGUCAUUUACAAACGAGUGUUUUACGAACUUUCGUCUAAUAUCUCCUUUUGAUACCGGAUUAAAUACAACUCUCACUUCGAGGAACUGGUUCGCAAAGGAGAAAUACGUUCAGAUCAUCGAAAAUUUUUAAAAAUCAUCGAAAGCAAAAAUUUCAAAGAGUUCAUUAAAUCACAACAUUACUCUUUGUUAUCUGUGUAAAUAAAAACAAGAACAAAAAAAUAUUUCAAAAAUGACAAUGGAAUGAAGAUGCUGAAAUUUUGUAAUAAAAAUCGCACUUACGACGCUCAAAACAUUAUUCUUAUGAAAAGGAUUAUUCAAAGUGUAAAUAAAACAAAAACCAAUAAGAAAGAAGCUAUAAAGUCAUGUCUCAAUAUUUUCAUCGAUCUAUCCUAAACAUUGUAAUGUCUGCGUGUGUUUUUUUUCUCCUUUCUUUUUUUUUUUUAAAUUUGUCAUAUCAAAGUUAUAAUUUUAAAUUAAAAUCUAUCACGAGAACUCAACUGUUAUAAAAGAGAUAUCGAUAUGUUUCUAAACGUUCGUCAAUCUCGAUCACGAUCGGCCGACAUCACCUAUUUAACUAACACACGACGCAGACCCACAUUUCUUUCAAGUUGUUUCUCGUACAACCGAUAAUUCGAAGCUCCACUUCCGUCGACACGGUUCCAAUUUCCAUGCGUGGUCCUACGCUGUAAAUGGGCGACCAUAAGCGGUGGCAAGUGGAUAUGAGCGUAACGGUAUAUAUUCGAAUAUCGUAAUUACUCAUCAAAGAUCGUCUUGCCAGAACUCGGAUCGUUAUGUAUAAUAUGUGUGUGUGUGCGUGUAUCUAUACGUAGACCACUCGAUUGCUCAUUCUUUUGUAUAAUGAGAUAAUGUUACGCUCUUUAUUGCACGCUCACUGUUCAUCACCGUUACAACACCGUUCGGAGGGCGGAUCGUUCUUUAACGAGUCUUUAAAAGGUCUCCCUUUUAAAAUACAAAUACUUAUAAAAAAGAUAAAAAAUGGGGUUCCAAAUGUUUCAAGCAUUUAAUAGAUACUUAGGA